UCUGACCACGCCCCGGAAGAUAAGGCGGCUCGCCGGCUCGCCCUUUCCUCUUUCGGCCGCGCUCGGGAGCAGCUAUGGGCCGUGUGAUCCGCGGGCAGAGGAAGGGCGCAGGCUCCGUGUUCCGCGCGCACGUGAAGCACCGCAAGGGCGCCGCACGCCUGCGCGCCGUGGACUUCGCGGAGAGGCACGGCUACAUCAAAGGCAUCGUGAAGGACAUCAUCCACGACCCCGGCCGCGGGGCGCCCCUCGCCAAAGUGGUCUUCCGCGAUCCCUACCGGUUCAAGAAACGGACGGAGCUGUUCAUAGCCGCCGAGGGCAUCCACACGGGCCAGUUCGUGUACUGUGGCAAGAAGGCCCAGCUCAACAUUGGCAAUGUUCUUCCCGUGGGCACCAUGCCUGAGGGUACUAUUGUGUGCUGUCUUGAAGAGAAGCCUGGGGACCGGGGCAAGCUGGCUCGGGCCUCCGGGAAUUACGCAACUGUCAUUUCACACAAUCCCGAGACCAAGAAGACCCGUGUGAAGCUGCCAUCCGGCUCCAAGAAGGUCAUCUCUUCUGCCAACAGAGCUGUUGUUGGUGUAGUGGCUGGGGGAGGCCGAAUUGACAAACCUAUCUUGAAGGCUGGCCGUGCCUACCACAAGUAUAAGGCCAAGAGGAACUGCUGGCCCCGUGUACGGGGUGUGGCCAUGAAUCCUGUGGAGCAUCCGUUUGGAGGUGGUAACCACCAGCACAUUGGCAAACCCUCCACUAUCCGUAGAGAUGCCCCUGCUGGACGUAAAGUGGGUCUCAUCGCGGCCCGUCGGACUGGGCGGCUCCGUGGAACCAAGACUGUGCAGGAGAAAGAGAACUGAAGCGGAAGGGAUCAAUAAAACAUGUCUUUGGCUAUUA
Messenger RNA from Dipodomys ordii (Ord's kangaroo rat), 885 nucleotides. RefSeq names its product ribosomal protein L8 (gene Rpl8). Lineage: Eukaryota; Metazoa; Chordata; Mammalia; Rodentia; Heteromyidae. The coding region runs from base 75 to 848 and encodes 257 amino acids. Gene Ontology annotation, cellular component: ribosome; cytosolic large ribosomal subunit. Gene Ontology annotation, biological process: cytoplasmic translation. Gene Ontology annotation, molecular function: RNA binding; structural constituent of ribosome. The transcript has 6 exons. The record is from RefSeq and is a predicted model, not a curated record.